Planococcus citri (citrus mealybug) is the source of this 5642-nucleotide messenger RNA. It is a transcript of the gene ATP8A, whose product is annotated as ATPase phospholipid transporting 8A1. The transcript is spliced from 24 exons. The record is from RefSeq and is a predicted model, not a curated record. Gene Ontology annotation, molecular function: ATP hydrolysis activity; ATP binding; ATPase-coupled intramembrane lipid carrier activity. Bases 519 to 4079 code for a protein of 1186 amino acids. Gene Ontology annotation, biological process: phospholipid translocation. Gene Ontology annotation, cellular component: plasma membrane. NCBI's taxonomy places the organism in Eukaryota, Metazoa, Arthropoda, Insecta, Hemiptera, Pseudococcidae.
CCGGGUACAAUCUGUUGAUGUUUGUACAAUAUUCGAUGUAGAGCUACAAAACAAAAAAAAAAAAAAAAAGAAAAGACAAGUCCGUGUAGUUAUGAUAGGGUUAUAAAUAAUUAAUAAUUAAUUAACAGUAAUUGAAAUGUUCAUAAUUCGUUGUUUAUCCGCAAUUUCGCUUCAAAAAUCAUAAUUUUCCGAUCUAAAGUGUUAGUGAUUUGUAUGGUGAAAAUGGUAGCAUUCUGGAGCUCACGAUCAGGAUGAUGCGAAGAUCAAAAUUAUUCGUUCAUUUUAAUUAAUUUUGAGAAAAUCUUACGCUGGGCGUAAUGUAGAUAAGAAAUUUCGAUGUGAAAGUGAUUGUGAGUUGAAAUACUUCGCACUCAUGAGUAAUCAAAAUGAUAUGAUUAGGUUAUUAGAGUUGUUUUGUAGCUUUGCAUUUACUACUCGUUCUCGGUGUUAUUUUUAUACGUGUAUGUAUACCUUCCUAUUGUGGUUUUUUUGAGUGUAAAAUCCCCUAUUAUUGAAAAAUGUCAUCCAACACGGUACCUCUAGAACAAAUUACGUCUUCCAUUGCAAAUAAUAAAGAUAAGGAUAUGCUAGAUGAUGGGGUACAAGGACCCAGUCGUGAUAAUGGUAAAGAAGACGAUGGGCUUCCAGCAGCUUCCGUCGAAGAUGGCCAAAACGAAUUUGUCUCGAAGACCAGCGGCGAGCAUCGUGUGAUAUUCAUCAAUAAUGCUCAACCUUUUAAAUUCUGCUCGAAUAAGAUCUCCACCGCGAAGUACAGUUUCUUGUCGUUUAUACCGUGCUUUUUGUUCGAACAAUUUCGCCGAUACUCGAACUGUUUCUUUUUGCUCAUCGCUUUGCUUCAGCAAAUACCAGAUGUAUCUCCAACGGGAAGAUAUACGACAUUGGUACCACUGGUGUUCAUUCUCUUGGUAUCGGCCGUCAAAGAGAUGAUAGAAGAUGUGAAAAGACAUAAAGCCGAUAGAGAAGUGAAUCAUCGACGGAUUGAGACGUUACGAGAUGGAGAAUGGAAAUGGAUUAAAUGGAAAGAGGUUAUGGUGGGCGAUAUUGUCAAAGUCCUCAAUAAUACUUUCUUUCCGGCCGACUUGCUGGUGUUUGCGACGAGCGAGCCUCAAGCAAUGUGUUAUAUCGAAACGAUGAAUUUAGAUGGAGAAACUAAUCUUAAAGUCAGACAAGGUCUUCCCGAAACGGCUAAUUUAAUCGAUGUUAAAGAUUUAGUUAAAUUCAAAGGUAUCGUUGAAUGUGAUCUGCCCAACAGACAAAUUUACGAUUUCACCGGAACGUUAACUAGACGAAAUGCUACAACACUGCCUCUAGGACCUGAUCGUAUUCUGCUGCGUGGAGCAAUGCUGCGAAACACUGGAUGGGUUUACGGUCUCGUUAUUUAUACCGGGCACGAAACAAAGCUCAUCAAAAAUUCUACCUCAGCUCCGUUGAAACGUUCCACAAUCGACAAACUUACCAAUACUCAAAUCCUCAUGUUGUUCAUGUUGUUGCUGAUAUUGUGCUUGGUCAGCACAAUCUGCAGCGUUUUGUGGAGUAAUGCUCAAGACGACAUUAAUUGGUAUCUCGGAUUGAAGAAUUGUACGUUGAAUCAAGGCAAUAAAACAUGUUCUCCUUUUUCGGAUGAUUCUAACACCGAUACGAAAACAAGCUUCGGAUACACGUUGUUGACUUUCAUCAUUCUGUACAAUAAUCUGAUUCCUAUUUCGUUACAAGUGACUCUAGAAGUCGUCAGAUUUUUUCAGGCAAUUUUCAUCAAUACGGAUAUAGAUAUGUAUCACGAAGAAUCAGAUACACCGGCUAUGGCACGGACAUCUAAUUUAAACGAAGAAUUAGGAAUGGUGAAGUACGUAUUUUCCGAUAAGACCGGUACCCUAACGAGGAACGUAAUGGAAUUCAAACAUUGUUCUGUAGGCGGGCUUCUUUAUAAAGAAGAUAAAAAAAAUAUACUCGUUAAUAAUUUACUCGAGAAUCAUGCCACUGCGUCUACGAUACGACAUUUCCUCACGCUAUUAUCCGUUUGUCAUACUGUGAUUCCGGAAAAAGAUUCGGAAAAUGAGAAUAAAAUCUUGUAUCACGCUUCGUCUCCUGAUGAACGAGCUUUACUCCUCGGUGCUCAAGAUUUUGGGUUCACUUUCGAUACUCGUACGCCUCAUUCGGUCGAAAUAAAUACGGUUUUUGGGAGAGAGAAAUACGAAAUAUUGAACGUGCUGGAUUUCACGAGCGCUAGAAAACGAAUGUCUGUUAUUGUUAGAACUGCCGAUGAUAAAAUUAUUUUAUACUGCAAGGGAGCCGAUAACGUUAUUUUUGAAAGAUUAUCAUCCAAAGGACAGACAUUCUGUGAUGAAACGUUAUAUCAUUUACAAGAAUUCGCCAACAGCGGUUUACGAACAUUGUGCUGUGGCAUGGUCGAGAUUCCUGCCGAUAAAUAUAACAAAUGGAAGCUCUUACAUCACGAGGCAAGCACAACUUUGGAUAAUAGAGAAACCAAAUUAGAAGAAGUGUCGAAUAUGAUCGAAGUAGAUUUACACCUUUUAGGAGCGACAGCGGUUGAAGAUAAGCUGCAAGAUAAGGUUCCCGAAACUAUUGAAGCCCUUCUAAGAGCUGACAUAAAUGUUUGGGUGCUGACCGGUGAUAAGCAAGAAACAGCCAUCAACAUCGGUUACUCUACUCGACUUAUCGUUCAAGGAACGCCGUUAAUUGUGUUAAACGAAACUAGUCUCGAUACUCUAAGAAACUCGAUCAAUUACCACAUUACUAGUCUCGGAGACGCUAUUGGUAAACCGAGAAACCCUCUGGCGUUGAUAAUCGACGGAACAACUCUAAAAUACGCUCUAGCUCCGGAGAUACGGGCCGAUUUCCUUUUAUUAUGUACUAGUUGUAAAUCUGUGAUUUGUUGCCGUGUAUCUCCGAUGCAAAAAGCUGAAGUCGUCGAAUUAGUUCGUGGUACUACGAAAGAAGUAACUUUAGCUAUAGGUGAUGGUGCCAAUGACGUUGCGAUGAUUCAAAAAGCACACGUCGGUAUUGGUAUAUCUGGAGUUGAAGGGUUACAAGCUGCCUGUGCUUCGGAUUACUCUAUCGCCCAAUUUCAUUACUUAUUAAGAUUGUUGUUCGUCCACGGAGCUUGGAAUUACUCGCGAAUGUGCAAAUUGAUACUGUAUAGUUUUUAUAAAAAUAUUUGCCUAUAUGUGAUGGAACUCUGGUUCGCUAUAUAUUCCGGUUGGUCAGGUCAAAUUUUAUUCGAAAGAUGGACCAUUGGAUUGUAUAAUGUGUUAUUUACGGCUGCGCCUCCUCUAGCAAUUGGUAUAUUUGAUAAAGUAUGCUCGGCAGAGACGAUGCUAAAGCAUCCGAAACUAUAUUCGCAAAAUUCUAGUCAGUUCAGCGUUAAAAUAUUCUGGGUGUGGAUAAUUAACGCCUUGUUACAUUCUGUGCUUUUAUUCUGGAUUCCAAUGUUGGCUGUGUCACAAGACGUGAUUUGGGCUCAUGCUAGAGAAGGAGGAUACCUCGUGAUGGGCAAUAUGGUUUACACGUACGUCGUUAUGGCCGUUUGUUUGAAAGCUGGCUUGCAUAUUAAUUCGUGGAAUUUCAUGACUCACGUGUCGAUUUGGGGAUCCGUUUUUUCGUGGUUUGUUGUCGUCGUGAUUUACAGUCAUGUUUGGCCGACGUUCCCGAUCGGUACCGUCAUGUUAGGUAUGGAUAAAAUGAUAUUCCUGUCGUUGGUAUUCUGGCUCGGAUUCAUCCUCACACCGUUCUUUGUGAUAGCUCUUGAUUUAACAGUGAUCGCAACACGACGAACGUUAUUUAAGUCAAUUACCGAAAGUGUACGUGAAUUAGAAAUCAAGAAAAACGACACCGGUAAAGUGUUGGGAGAUAAUAAGCAUUCUUUAUCAGAACGAGCCCGGUUAUUAAAAAACGUUAGAAAUGUAUUUACUUUUCGAUCAGAAAAUAGCCACGCUGCAGUAGAAUUAGAAAUGAGCCAUGGAUUUGCUUUUUCACAAGAAGAAGGUGGCGUUGUUUCACAAUCCGAUGUUGUUCGAUCUUACGAUACGAAAAAUAAGUAAUAGGAAAAUUUUUUCAUUUUAUUUCCCCACCUAAAAAAUAUUGAAUUGUUUCAUCAUCGAAAAAGGUUCCAUUUUUAUAAAUGGACGAUUACUAUAAUUAAUAAGGAUUGCAAUUUCACAUAAUUUUUAAUCCGUCCUUGUGUGAUAAAACAUGAAAGAUACAGUCUGAUGAGCGACGACUAGAUUAGAAUUUUUUUACAUCGAUAUUUUGUUAAAGUACAAUGACGAUUGCUGCAAUUUAUUUUACGUACGUAUACUCUUUUAAUACUGCGUGGACCAGAGAAUUACAAUAUGUAAAGUAUAUAGUAUCUCGAGUUACCAAAUCACCAUUUUAUAAUAAUUUGAUGAGCAAACGGUUUUUCCUCACUAUGUAUUUAAAGCGCACGUGUGCACUUUUGUUUUACGUUUGAAAUGAAAUGAAAAAAACUAAACUAAUGGAUACCGAUUGGGUUCUAAAUUCUCAUGUUAUGUUCACCUAGAAAAAUUGUGAUAUUGAAUUUUACACAGAUUUCGUCGAAUGUCUUUCUAUUUCCCAAGCUCAAUUUAAAUUCUCGGGUAGUUUAAAAAUUAAUGCAAAUUUUAUAAACCAUUGGGUUAGUUUUUUUUUUUUUUGGCUUCGUUUUAUACUUGUACCUACUUUUUAUAGUCGCGUUAAAUAAUUGCUUUUUUAAAGGCACUUAUGCGCUGUAUUUGUUCACUUUUUUAUACGUUUUGUUUACUUAUUAUAUAUUGCAAUAAAGUAUUUUUGUAUGUGUCAAGAUGGUCCUAAAACUUGUCAAUGAAGUGAAAAAAUGAAAUUUUUAAUCGAUACCUCUCUUUAACUUUUACUCGUACUUAUAAUCAAAUUAUAUAAUAAUUAUUUUAAUUCCAUGUACUGAUAUAAUAAUUUACAAUUUAAUUCGUUUAUUCGUUCACAUUUUCAAAUGUACUGAGAAAUUUUCAAUUAUGUAUGUAGGUACUCGAAUCUGCACUGAUAAAAAUUACUACAAAAUUUUAUACUCGUUCGUAAUAUGUACCUAGACCUAUCUAGAUAACUAUUUUUAUACCAAGUUUCAUUAUUGUGUGACAAUAUUGCAUUUAUUUUUACUAUUUUUGGGGUGAUUUGAAAUACUAAACGAAACGUUUAUGUAAUUUUUUUUUAUACUAUUCGAAUUUUUCGAUGGUGAACUGAGCACUGGAUUGAAUUUUUUUUUCGCUUUUAAAAUAGUGGGUAUUAAAUUUCUCGAAAGAUAGAUUUUUGAAGUGAUCUCUUUUUAAUCAUCAAUUAGGAUUUCAGCUUCGGUUAGAAAGUUUCGAAAUUCCAUCGCCGAAGCUGGAAUCAUAUGCUGUACGUUUAACAAUGGAAAAAAUGAUAAUUUUCAUCGCAAUUUAAUACAUAAUUUUUUUGUAUGUACUUUAUUAAUCAUUUAUUUGCAAAAUUCUGCAACAUUGAACAAUUUUUAUUAUUGUGUAUCGCUGUAUUAAUUUAUUUUGUUGUGAUGUUUUUUUUGUACAGCUUGUUUAUGUAUUGUAUUUAAAUCAAGAUGCUUUUUAAGUUUUGAAUAAAAUUCUCGAAUGUGUUUA